AUGGAUGUGACCACGGCCCCGCACCGCAUCCCAGCGGAAAUGCCCCAGUACGGGGAGGCGAAUCACAUCUUCGAGUUGAUGCAGAACAUGCUGGAGCAACUCCUGAUCCACCAGCCCGAGGACCCCAUCCCCUUCAUGAUCAAGCACUUGCGUCGCGAUAACGAUAAUGUGCCGAAGAUUGUAAUACUAGGUCCACCCGCCUCGGGGAAAACAACUAUAGCAAUGUGGCUUUGCAAACACCUGAACAGCAAUCUCGUCAGCAAGGAGAACUUGGUAGUAAGAGAGUUGUCCUUCCUGACCGCUGAAGCCAGGAAGCAUUAUCAGAGAACCAAGACAGUUCCCAGCACGCUGCUCGUCCAGCUGAUCGAGGAACGCCUGGCCGAAGAGGACUGCGUCAAGCGGGGCUGGAUCCUGGACAGCAUCCCUGAGACGCGGGAGCAGGCGCUGAUGAUCCAGAGCCGGGGCGUCAUCCCCAGACACGUCAUCGUGCUGAGCGCCCUGGACACGGUCCUGAUCGAGAGAAACCUGGGGAAGAGAGUCGACCCUCAGACGGGAGAGAUUUAUCACACCACCUUUGACUGGCCCCCUGAAUCUGACACCCAGAACCGCCUGGUGGUGCCGGGGGGCAUCUCGGAGAUGGAGACGGCCCGGAAGCUGCUGGAGUACCACAGGAACAUCGUCGGGAUCAUCCCUUCUUACCCCAAAAUCCUGAAAGUCAUCAGUGCUGACCAGCCGUGCGUGGACGUCUUCUACCAGGCUCUGACCUAUGUCCAAACCCACCAUCGAUCCAACGCCCCGUUCACCCCAAGGGUGCUGCUGUGUGGGCCCACGGGCAGUGGGAAAAGUCUGCAGGCAGCCCUCCUGGCCCAGAAAUACGGCCUCGUCAACGUCUGCUGCGGGCAACUGCUGAAAGAGGCCGUGGCAGGCAAGACACAAUUUGGCGAGCUCAUCCAGCCCUUUUUUGAAAAGGAGAUGGCAGUUCCCGACAGCCUCGUGGUGAAGGUGCUGAGCCAGCGCCUGGACCAGCAGGACAGCAUUCAGAAAGGGUGGGUGCUGCACGGCUUCCCGCGAGACCUGGACCAGGCGCACAUGCUGAACAGCCUGGGCUACGAUCCCAACAGGGUGUUUUUCCUGAAUGUGCCACUCGAUUCCAUCAUCGAGCGGCUGACGCUGAGAAGAAUUGAUCCGGUUACAGGAGAAAGGUACCACCUGCUGUACAAGCCGCCUCCGACCGUGGAGAUCCAGGCUCGUCUCCUGCAGAACCCAAAGGAUUCCGAAGAGCAGGUCAAGCUCAAAGUCGACCUGUUCUACAGGAACUCUGCCGACCUGGAGCAGUUCUACCGGCGGGCCGUCACCCUCAACGGGGACCAGGACCCCUACACAGUCUUCGAAUACGUAGAGAGUGGGAUCAUUAACCCCCUGCCCAAGAAAAUCCCCUGAUGGGUUCCCAGCAUUCCCCAGGGAGACAAGUUAAUCCCCUACCCCCUUCUGGAAAUCUCCGCUAGGCCAAUAAAGAGUGCUGG
Molecule: messenger RNA, 1523 nt
Organism: Propithecus coquereli (Coquerel's sifaka)
Lineage: Eukaryota; Metazoa; Chordata; Mammalia; Primates; Indriidae
Gene: AK8
Product: adenylate kinase 8
Exons: 13
Coding region: 1-1440 (479 amino acids)
Biological process (GO): nucleoside triphosphate biosynthetic process
Cellular component (GO): cytoplasm
Molecular function (GO): AMP kinase activity; nucleoside diphosphate kinase activity; ATP binding
Source: RefSeq, a predicted model, not a curated record